Messenger RNA from Apus apus (common swift), 12649 nucleotides. RefSeq names its product heparan sulfate proteoglycan 2 (gene HSPG2). The record is from RefSeq and is a predicted model, not a curated record. Lineage: Eukaryota; Metazoa; Chordata; Aves; Apodiformes; Apodidae. Gene Ontology annotation, biological process: cell-cell adhesion. Gene Ontology annotation, molecular function: cell adhesion molecule binding; calcium ion binding. Gene Ontology annotation, cellular component: cell-cell junction.
AUGAAGGACAUCCAUGGGGUGAAGGACAUUGAUGUGGUGAAGGACAUUCAUGGGGUGAAGGACAUUCAUGGGAUGAAGGACAUCCAUGGGGUGAAGGACAUUCAUUGGAUGAAGGACAUUCGUGGGAUGAAGGACAUUGAUGUGGUGAAGGACAUUCAUUGGAUGAAGGACAUUCGUGGGAUGAAGGACAUUGAUGUGGUGGAGGACAUUCAUUGGAUGAAGGACAUUCGUGGGAUGAAGGACAUUGAUGUGGUGAAGGACAUUCAUUGGAUGAAGGACAUCCAUGGGGUGAAGCACAUCCAUGGGGUGAAGCACAUCCAUGGGGUGAAGGACAUUGAUGGGGUGAAGGACACCCAGGAGAUGGAAGACAUUAAUGGGAUGAAUGACACCCAUGGGGUGAAGGACAUUUGCAGGGUGGAGAAGGUCACAUGGAGAACAUUCACAUGGGAAUUUCGAAUCGGCUGGAAAGACUCCCCGACGCGGACGCCCCCCACCACAGCCCGUCCCACCACCACCCGCCAGCCCAGCACAGCCCCUGCUGCCACCACCGCCCCCCAACGCCGGCCCCUCACCCCCCGCCCCCCCCAGUCCCCCACCGGGGGGUGCCGGGCGGGUGAAGUUGCCUGUGCUGAUGGGCACUGCCUGCCCCGUGACUACCUGUGCGACGGCGAGACCGACUGCGCCGACGGCAGCGACGAGGAGGCCUGUGGUACCCCCUCACCCUGUGAACCCAACGAGUUCAAGUGCGGCAACGGGCACUGUGCCCUCAAGCUCUGGCGCUGCGACGGCGAGAACGACUGCGGCGAUGGCUCCGAUGAGGCCGGCUGCCCCACCAAAGCUCCAGAUGCAGCCUGCGGGCCGGCCGAGUUCCGGUGUGUGGGCAGUGGGAGCUGCAUCCGCGCCAGUUACCAGUGCGACCGGGAGCCCGACUGCCCCGACCGCUCCGACGAGAUCGGCUGCGUGCCCCCACAGGUGGUGACGCUCCCCCGGGAGUCGGUGCAGGCGGUGCCGGGUGAGACUGUCACUUUCACCUGUGUGGCCACCGGUGUCCCCACCCCCAUUGUCACCUGGCGCCUCAACUGGGGACACACCCCCAGCAGCCACAGGGUGUCGAUCGUGAGCGAGGCAGGACAGGGCACCCUGACCAUCCGGGACGUGAGAGAAGCCGACCAGGGCGCCUACACCUGUGAGGCCAUCAACACCCUGGGCAUGGUGUUCGGCAUCCCUGACAGCAUCCUCACUGUCACCCGCCCUGGGCCAUGCCCAGAGGGCCACUUCCAGGUGACGGGGACAUCCCGCUGCCUGCCCUGCUUCUGCUUCGGUGUCACCACGUCCUGCCGCGCCACCUCCCGCCACCGCCACCGCCUGCACCUGCGCUUCGACCGGCCCCACGACCUCAAGGGCGUCAACGUGACGGUGCCGGCGGCGCCGUCCUCGCCGGUGCUCUCAGCCACCCAGCUGCACGUGGACGUGGGUGCUGAGGAGUUUCAGCUCCUGGACCUGUCCCGACGCUUCCUGGCCCUCGACGCCUUCUGGGCACUGCCGGACACUUUCCUUGGGGACAAGGUGGACGCCUACGGGGGAGCACUGAGCUAUGGGGUGCGGUACCGGCUGGGACGGGGACCCCCCGAGCCCACCGCCCACCCCGACGUGGUGCUGAGGGGCCACGGGCGGCAGCUGCAGGCACGUGGUGGGGCCACCCGGCCUGAUGUCCUCAACCGGCGGCACGUGCCCUUCACCGAGGACCACUGGGAGGACGAGGAGGGUGGCCCAGUGAGCCGGGAGCUGCUGCUACUGGUGCUGCAGGACCUGGAGAGCAUCUUCAUCCGGGCAGUGUACGACGGGCGCAUGGCCAGCGUGGGGCUCAGCGACGUGGCCAUGGAUGUCACCAGCCCUGGUGACACCGGCCUGGGGCCAGCUGGGGAUGUCGAGGAGUGCAGGUGCCCCGUGGGCUACUCGGGGCUGUCGUGCCAGCGCUGUGCCACCCGCUUCGAGCGGGUGACAAAGGGACCCUACCUGGGGACCUGCUCUGGCUGCGGCUGCCAUGGCCACUCCAGCACCUGUGACCCCGUUUUUGGGCACUGCCUGAACUGCCAGCACAACACGGAGGGUCCCCAGUGUGAGAAGUGCAAACCCGGCUUCUUCGGCGAUGCCACCAAGGGCACGGCCACCGCCUGCCACCCGUGUCCCUGUCCCUACACCGAGCCGUCUCGCAGGUUUUCGGAGUCGUGCUUCCUGGACACGGAUGGCCAGGCCACCUGUGACGCCUGCGCGCCCGGUUACGCCGGACGACGCUGCGAGAGGUGCGCUCCAGGCUAUGAGGGAGACCCUGUCCAGCCUGGUGGCAAGUGCACUCCAAUUGGCCAGGAGCUCAUCAAGUGUGACGCCCGCGGGGGCAAGGAUGCAGCUGGUGGCACCUGCCACUGCAAGCCCAACGUGCGUGGCCGCCUGUGUGACUCCUGCGCCGCGGGCACCUUCCACCUGAGCGCGGCCAACCCCGCGGGCUGCCUGCCCUGCUUCUGCAUGGGCGUCUCCCGGCACUGCGCCAGCUCCGCCUGGAGCCGCCACCAGGUCCAGCUGACAGCUGAGGACUCUCCCCCUCUGGGCUUGGCCAACCUGGCGGGCACCCACUCGGUGGGCACCGGUGCCCGCUUCUCCUCCCCGCGGGAGCUGCUCUUCGACACCUUCCCUGCGCUGCCCCGCGACGUCUACUACUGGGUGCUGCCCGCGCCCUUCACCGGGGACAAGGUGACAUCGUACGGCGGGGAGCUGCGGUACCGGGUGACACACCGGGCAGGGGCAGGUGCCCAGGCCCUGUCCCCCCAGCCCGACGUGCUGCUGCAGGGCAACGGCAUCUUGCUGGAGCACCUCAGCGGGGCCAGCGUCCCCAGCGGCGUCCCCACCACCAUCACCGUGCCCUUCCGCGAGAGUGCCUGGCGCCGGGCGGACGGGCGCGAUGCCACCCGCGAGCACCUGCUGAUGGCCUUGGCUGACAUCGACCUGCUCAUGAUCCGGGCGUCCUACUCAGACCAGCCUGAGGAGAGCAGGCUGGCUGAUGUCACUCUGGACGUGGCGGUGCCACACGCCACCGGCCGCCCGCCAGCGGUGGAGGUGGAGGAUUGUGCCUGCCCCGCCGGGUACCGCGGGGCCUCCUGCCAGGACUGUGACACCGGCUACACGCGCAGCGGCACCGGGCUCUACCUGGGGACCUGCGAGCCCUGCCAGUGCCACGGCCACGCCAGCGAGUGCCACCCCGAGACUGGCAUCUGCCAGGGCUGCCGGGACCACACCGAGGGUCCCCAAUGUGACAAGUGCCAACCUGGCUACUACGGCGAUGCCACCCGGGGCACCCCGGGUGACUGCCAGCCCUGUCCCUGCCACGGACCCCACGAUGACAACCAGGUGACCAAGAGCUGCUUCGAGGACAGGGACGGGCAGCCCACCUGCAGCGCCUGCGCCCCGGGGCACAGCGGGCGCCUCUGUGAGAGGUGCUCGCCGGGGUAUGUGGGGGACCCUCUGCGGGGAGAGCCCUGCCGAGUGCCAGGUGUCCCCGUUGGGCAGUGCCAGUGUGAUCCACGUGGCAGUGUGGGCGAGGGCUGUGAUGCCAGCGGGCAGUGCCGCUGCAAGGCCAACGUGGAGGGUCCCCACUGUGCCACCUGCCGUCCCCACCACUUCCACCUGAGUGCCACCGAGCCGGGUGGCUGCCUGUCCUGCUUCUGCAUGGGCAUCGUGCAGCUCUGCUCCAGCUCCGCCUACGCCCGCGGCACCGUCCAGACCCCCUUCACCCCCGGGGACCCCCAGGGCUUCUCCCUGGUGAACCGGCAGCGCAGCACCCGGGUGAGCUCCGGGCUGGAGGUGGAGCUGGGACCCCCGGGACCCUCCCAGCCCCACCUCAGCUACCGCCGCUUCGGGGACUUGCCCCCCGACUCCUACUACUGGCAGCUGCCACCCCCCUACCAGGGGGACAAGGUGGGCUCCUACGGUGGGCGCCUCCGCUACACCCUGUCCUACACCCCGGGGAGGCAGGGAGCCCCCCUGCCUGACGCCGACAUCCAGAUCACGGGCAACGACAUCACGCUGGUGGCCUACCAGCCUGACCUGCCCCCGGGGACACCCAAGACCUUCGAGAUCAUUUUUCGGGAGCAAUACUGGCAGCGGCCGGACGGGCAGCCGGCCACCCGGGAGCAUCUCCUGAUGGCUUUGGCCGACCUGGACGAGAUCCUCAUCCGAGCCACCUACUCCAGCGCCCCGGCCGCCGCCACCAUCGCCGACGUCACCAUGGAAACCGCCGUGCCCCCCCAGCCCGGCCUGCCCCCCGCCCUGGAGGUGGAGGAAUGUCGCUGCCCCCCCGGCUACCAUGGCCUGUCCUGCCAGGACUGUGCCCCCGGGUACACCCGCACAGGGGGGGGUUUGUACCUGGGCCACUGUGAGCUCUGCGAGUGCAACGGCCAUUCCGAGAGCUGCCACCCCGAGAGCGGCCUCUGCUCCGGGUGCUUGCACAACACAGCAGGGGACUUCUGUGACCAGUGUGCCCCCGGGUUCUACGGGGACGCCACUGCCGGGACCCCCGAGGACUGCCAGCCCUGUGCCUGUCCCCUCCCCUACCCCGAAAACCAGUUCUCCAGGACUUGUGAGAGUCUGGGGGGUGGCGGGUACCGCUGCACUGCCUGUGAGCCAGGGUACACCGGGCAGUACUGCGAGCGCUGCGCUCCGGGCUACACGGGUGACCCCACGUCCCGUGGGCAGGGCUGUGUCCCCACGGGGUCCCCGGUGCCGCUGGCCGUCCGUGUCCACCCGCCGCGCACGGCGGUGGCGCAGGGCAGCGCUGUCACCCUGCGGUGCCAGGCCACGGGAGACCCCCCCCUCUAUUACCACUGGGCACGAGAGGACGGGCGACCCCUCCCCGAGGGCGCCCAGAGCCGCCACCAAGGUGAGGAGCUGCACUUCCCCAACAUCCAGCCCUCCGAAGCCGGCGUCUACAUCUGCUCCUGCCGCAACCUCCGGCACAGCAACGCGAGCCGCGCCGAGGUCAUUGUCACUGAGACCCCUGACAAGCCCAUCACUGUCACCGUGGAGGAGAAACGGGUGCAGCGGGUGAAACCUGGGACUGAUGUCACCUUCGUCUGCACGGCCAAGAGCAAGUCCCCAGCCUACACGCUGGUGUGGACGCGGCAGCACCACGGGUCCCUGCCGCCCGGCGCUGUCGACUUCAACGGGAUCCUGACCCUGCGCCGCGUGCGGCCCCAGGACGCCGGCGUCUACAUCUGCACCGGCUCCAACAUGUUGGACAUGGACGAGGGCACCGCCACGCUCUACGUGCAGGCCCCCUCGAAGACUCAGAUGUUUUACGGCCCCGUUGAGUUCAUGGAGGGGCACAGACCAGCUGUCACCGCCGCCGCCCCCACCGCCGCCGUGGAGCCGGCACAGCUGAGCGUGGCACCGGGGCAACCGGCCGAGUUCCGCUGCGUGGGCACCGGCAGCCCCCCACCCACCCUCGAGUGGCUUGGCACGCUGCCCCCACGGGCCGUGGUGCAGGGGGACACGCUGCGGUUCGGGGCCGUCGAGCCCGGGGACGAGGGACACUACGAGUGCCGGGCGCGCAGCAGCGGUGGGCAGCACACGGCCAGGGCCUUCCUCCAUGUGCAAGCCCCUGGUGCCCCACGGGUGCAGGUGAGCCCAGAGAGGACAGAGGUGACAGAGGGCUCCACGGUGCGGCUCUACUGCCGCGUCUCAGGGUCACCCCCCGCCACCCUCACCUGGGAGAAGCAGGGGGGGACCCUACCACCCCAGGCCCGCACAGAGGACGGUGACAUUGCCACGCUGCUGCUCCCCACUGUCACCGCGGCUGACGCCGGCGUCUACCUCUGCGUGGGCACCAGCGCCACUGGCACGGCCCGCGCUGCCAUCCAGGUGGCCGUGGUGGCAGGGUCAGCACCACCCGUGCGCAUUGAGUCCUCAUCCCCGUCUGUCACCGAGGGGCAGAGCCUGGACCUCAACUGCCUGGUGGCAGGAUCGGGCCCUGCCACUGUCACCUGGUACAAGCGCGGUGGCUCCCUGCCCGCCGGCCACCAGGUUUUGGGGUCCCGGCUCCGUGUCCCCCACGUCACAGCAGCUGAUUCAGGGGAGUACGUGUGCCGGGUGACAUCAGGGACCAGUGUACGGGAGGCCUCUGUCAUUGUCACCGUCGUGGCCGCAGCUGGAUCAUCCUAUGGGCCACCAGCUUCAGGUGUCCCCGUUCGCAUUGAGGCGUCCUCGUCCACCGUGGCUGAGGGACAGAGCCUGGACCUCAACUGUGUGGUGGCCGGGCAGGGACAGGCCACUGUCACCUGGUACAAGCGUGGGGGGUCCCUGCCCGCCAAGCACCAGGUGUCCGGCUCCCGGCUGCGCCUGCUGCAGGUGACAGCGGCCGACUCGGGCGAGUACGUGUGCCGGGUGACCAGCGGGGCCACCACCAAGGAGUCUGCUGUCAUGGUGACAAUCCAGCCCAGCGGGGCCGGCGCCUACCCCCCGGGUGGCACGACCCCCCUGCGCAUUGAGUCCCCAUCCUCUGCUGUGGCUGAGGGACAGACCCUGGACCUCAACUGUGUCAUCGCCAGCCCCGCACAGGCCACUGUCACCUGGUACAAGCGCGGCGGGUCCCUGCCUGCCAAGCACCAGGUGUCCGGCUCCCGGCUGCGCCUGCUGCAGGUGACAGCGGCCGACUCGGGCGAGUACGUGUGCCGGGUGACCAGCGGGGCCACCACCAGGGAAACCUCCAUCAUGGUGACAAUCCAGCCCAGCGCGGCCAGCGCCUACCCCCCAGGUGGCACAACCCCCCUGCACAUCGAGACCUCGUCCCCAUCGUCGCCCGUGGCCGAGGGACAGACCCUGGACCUCAACUGUGUCAUCGCCAGCCCCACACAGGCCACUGUCACCUGGUACAAGCGCGGGGGGUCCCUGCCUGCCAAGCACCAGGUGUCCGGCUCCCGGCUGCGCCUGCUGCAGGUGACAGCGGCCGACUCGGGCGAGUACGUGUGCCGGGUGACCAGCGGGGCCACCACCAGGGAAACCUCCAUCAUGGUGACAAUCCAGCCCAGCAGGGCCAGCGCCUACCCCAUCGGUGUCACCCCCCCGGUGCGCAUCGAGUCCUCAUCCUCCUCUGUGGCUGAGGGACAGAGCCUGGACCUCAACUGCCUGGUGGCCGGGCAGGGACAGGCCACUGUCACCUGGUACAAGCGUGGGGGGGCCCUGCCAGCCAAGCACCAGGUAUCAGGCACCCGCCUACGCAUCCCCCAGGUGACAGCAGCCGAUUCAGGGGAGUACGUGUGCCGGGUGACAUCGGGCGGUGUCACCCAUGAGACGUCCCUCAUCGUCACCAUCCAGACUGGCAGUGGCUCCUCUUAUGCUGUCGGUGUCACCCCACCGGUGAGGAUCGAGACCUCCUCUGCAGCUGUCACCGAGGGACAGACCCUGGAUCUCAACUGCAUGGUGGCAGGACAAGGCCACCCCCAUGUCACCUGGUACCGGCGCGGGGGGGCUCUGCCCCCCAACAGCCAGGUGUCGGGCACCCGCCUGCGCCUCGCCCAGGUGGCAGUGGCUGAUUCAGGGGAGUACGUGUGUCGGGUGACCCUGGGGACUGUCACACAGGAGGCUUCUGUCAUUGUCACCGUGCCCAGUGGUGCUGGCACCUAUUACUCCUCUGGUGUCACGCAGCCCCUGCGCAUCGAGUCCUCGUCCUCGGCCAUCGCCCAGGGACAGACCCUGGACCUCAACUGCCUGGUGGCAGGAUCGGGCCCUGCCACUGUCACCUGGUACAAGCGUGGUGGCUCCCUGCCUGCCGGCCACCAGGUGUCGGGCACCCGCCUGCGCAUCCCCCAGGUGACAGCAGCCGAUUCAGGGGAGUACGUGUGCCGGGUGACAUCGGGCGGUGUCACUCAGGAGACGUCCCUCAUCGUCACCAUUGAUGACGGAGCCAACCCAUCCCACGCCGGUGUCACGCCGCCCAUUCGCAUCGAGUCCUCGGCAUCCUCUGUCACCGAGGGACAGACCCUAGACCUGGACUGCCUGGUGGCCGGGCAGGGACAAGCCACCAUCACCUGGUACAAGCGUGGGGGGUCACUCCCAGCCAAGCACCAGGUUUCAGGGUCCCGCCUGCGGCUGUCACAGCUCUCGGUGGCCGACUCAGGGGAGUACGUGUGCCGGGCAGACAUGGGCAGCAUGUCCCGUGAGGCCACCAUCACUGUCACUGUCACCUCCCGUGACAGCUCUAGCUACCGUCUGCAGAGCCCCAUCAUCUCCAUCGACCCGCACAGCAUGGUGGUGGCCCCAGGUGAAGAUGCCACUUUCAAGUGCCGUGUCCACGAUGGUGCCCAGCCCAUCAACAUCACAUGGCGGAUGGGACCAGGCCAACACCUCCAAGAUAACGUGAAGAUCAGCACCAAUGGCUCAGUCAUCUCCAUCUCUGGUGCUCACGUGGGCAACCAGGGCGCCUACCACUGCGUGGCCUCCAACCGCUUCGGCGUCGCCAGCAGCGUCGUCAACCUCCUGGUGCAAGGAGCACCCACAGUGUCGGUGAUGCCACCAGGCCCUGUGACAGUGCAGGAGGGCAAGUCCCUCAGCGUGGAGUGCCUUGGCCGGGGUGAACCGCGCCCGCUGGUGCGCUGGAGCCGGCCGGGCUCCCGGCAGAAGGUGGAGCACCAAACUCUGCUGCACAUGGACAGCCAGGCCAUCCUGCAGCUGUCACCAGCCAAGCCGGAGCACGCCGGGCCCUACGUCUGCACGGCGCACAGCGCCCUGGGGUCAGCGCAGGCGCGGGUGGACAUCAGCGUGGAGGCGGCACAGCGGCACCCUGGCGCCCCCGAGGUCAUCGUGCCACCUGCUGUCACCGUGGUGGCUGGGGACACUGCCACGCUGCACUGCAUGGCCAGAGGUGAGCCGGCACCACGGCUGGAGUGGUCAAAGCUGCGGGCACCGCUGCCCUGGCAGCACCGGGUGGAGAACGGCAGCCUGGUGAUCCCGCGCGCCGCCCUGCAGGACUCGGGGCAGUACAUCUGCAACGCCAGCAGCGCCGCCGGCACCGCCCAGGCCUUCGUCACCCUCCACGUGGAGACACCACCAUACGCCACCAGUCUGCCGGAGGAGAGCGUGGUGCACGCUGGCGACAUGCUGCAGGUGCAGUGCCUGGCCCAUGGCACCCCCCCACUGCUCUACUCCUGGGACAAGGUCAAUGGCAGCCUCUCGGCACGCGCCAGCCACCGCGCCAGCCUCCUGCGCAUCAGCCCGGCGCUGCCCGACGAUGCCGGCACCUACCGCUGCCUCGUCACCAACCGCGUGGGCACCGCUGAGACCUUCGCCCAUGUGAUGGUCCACGGUGCCACCGUUGACCGUGGAGAUGGUGGUGGUGGUGGACCCUUGACCGUCCGGGUGACACCGGGGAGCCUGGUCAAGGGGCUGGGGGGCACGGCUGAGUUCACCUGCACCAUCUCUGGGGACCCCCGGGCGCGUCUGGAGUGGCUGAAGGAGGGUGGGGAGCUGCCCCCCACCCACAGUGUGCGGGACGGGGUGCUGAGGCUGUCCGAGCUGGCGUGGGGGGCGCAGGGGGUGUACGUGUGCCGGGCCAGCGCCCCAGGAGGACACGCAGAGGACAGGGCCACCCUCACCAUCCAGGCUCUCCCCAAGGCUGUGAUCAACAUCCGGACAGCGGUGCAGACGGUGCUGGCAGGGACAGAGGUGGAGCUGGAGUGCCUGGGCUUGGGUGAACCCCGUCCCCACGUCACCUGGAGCAAAGUGGGUGGUCGGAUCCGUCCCGGGGUGCUGGUCCGUGCUGGCACCCUCACCAUCCAGCGGGUGGAACGGGCGGACGCCGGGCAGUACCGCUGCACUGCCACCAACGCUGUGGGCACCGUCCAGUCCCACCUCAUCCUCCACGUGCAAGCCGCCCCCCACAUCUCGGGGCAGCCGGAGGUGAAGGAAGUCUCCUUGGGCUCUGCCGCUGUUUUACCCUGUUUGGCAUCGGGCUUCCCAGUGCCAGAGAUCACCUGGAGCAAGCUGGAGGGGGAGCUGCCGGAGGGGGCCCGGGUGGAGGGGAACGUCCUGACCUUGCCGGCCGUGGCCCACGAGGACGCCGGCGUCUAUGUCUGCGCCGCCGCCAACCCGCGCGGCCGGGAAACGGCCUACUAUGUCCUGAGGGUGCGAGAGCACCUGGUCCCCUACUUCGGGCAGACGCCCCGCUCCUUCCUGCCCCUGCCCACCAUCAAGGACGCCUACAAGUGGUUUGAGAUCCUCAUCACCUUCCGACCUGAUGCUGCUGAUGGCCUUCUCCUCUACAACGGGCAGCGCAAAAACAACGGCGCCGACUUCAUCUCCUUCGGCUUGGUGGGCGGGCGCCCCGAAUUCCGGUUUGACGCGGGCUCGGGCAUGGCCACCAUCCGGCACCCCACGGCGCUGCGGUUGGGCGAGUACCACACGGUGCGGCUGCGGCGCAACCUCACCCGGGGGUCCCUGGAGCUGGACGGGCACCCCCCGGUCAAUGGCACCUCCCAGGGGAAGUUCCAGGGGCUGGAUCUGGAUGAGAAGCUCUACCUGGGGGGUUACCCCGAUCUCGGCGCCCUGGCCAAGACGGGGCUCAGCCGUGGGUUCAUGGGCUGUGUGCGCCAGCUGCGCAUCCAAGGGGAGGAGGUGGCCUUUGGGGACAUGGACCUGCAGGCACACGGUGUCUCCAGCUGUCCCACCUGCCAGGACCGCCCGUGCCAGAAUGGUGGCGUGUGCCAGGACGCCGAGAGUGGCACCUACAUCUGCCGCUGUCCCCACGGCUUCACUGGCAGCAACUGCGAGUACUCACAGGCUCUGCACUGUCACCCGGAGGCAUGUGGGCCUGAUGCCACCUGUGUCAACCGGCCGGACGGGCAGGGCUACACCUGCCGCUGCCACCUGGGCAAGUCUGGGGAGAGAUGCACUGAGGGUGAGGCGGUGACGGUGCCGUCCUUCGAGGAGGUGGGCGCCUUCGUCUCCUACCCACCCCUCACCAACGUCCACCACGAGCUGCGGGUGGAGGCCGAGUUCCUGCCACGGGCACCCGACGGGCUCCUCCUCUUCAGCGCCGGCAAAGCCGCCCCCGUCGAGGACUACGUGGCCUUGGCCAUGGUCGGCGGCCACCUCGAGUUCCGCUACGAGCUGGGCUCAGGCAUGGCUGUUCUCCGCAGCGCCGAGCCGGUGGCCCUGGGCCGGUGGCACACGGUGACAGCGGAGCGGGUGCAGAAGGACGGGACCCUGGUGGUGGAUGAUGCCACCCCAGUGACGCGCUCGUCACCCGGCAAGAGCCAAGGCCUGAACCUGCACAGCCCCUUGUACCUGGGGGGCACCGAGCCCCCCCUGCGCCCCCCAACCAACGUCUCCUUCCGCGGCUGCAUUGGAGAGGUGACGAUCAACGGGAAGCGGCUGGAGCUGAGCGAGGGCUUCGUGCGGAGCCGCGGGCUGGGGCAGUGCGGGCAGCGCUCCCCGUGCGGGCCCGGCCGCUGCCUGCGGGGCGCGCGCUGCCUGCCCCUGCCCCCCCCCGGGCCCGCCUAUCGCUGCCUCUGCCCCCCCGGCUUCGGCGGGCUGCACUGUGAGCGGGAGGAGAACCGCUGCCUGCACCCCAACCCCUGCCUGCACGGGGGCACCUGCCGGGACAACGCCUGCAUCUGCCCCCCCGGCUACACCGGCCCCUCCUGCCAGCACAGCCUGGCACUGGCGGAGCUGGAGCAGGACUGGCAGGAGGGCAGCGGGGGCGGCGACGCCCCCGGCCAGUUCAGCGCCGCGUUCCGGGACGGAUCCUACCUGGCCCUGCCUGGUUACCUCUUUCCCCGCGGCCCCCCAGAGACACCCGAGACCCUGGAGCUGGAGCUGCGGACGGGCAGCGCGGAGGGGCUGCUGCUGUGGCACGGGGCGGAACCUGGCCAGGGGGGAAAAGCCAAGGACUUCGUUGGCCUCGGCCUGAAGGACGGGCACCUGGUGUUCAGCUACCAGCUGGGCAGUGGCGAGGCCACCAUUGUCUCAGAAGACCCCGUCAAUGAUGGCGAGUGGCACCGGGUGACAGUGACGAGGGAGGGCCGGCGCGGGUGGCUGCAGGUGGACGGGGAGGAGCCGGUGAGCGGGGAGUCACCGGGAGCCAACGUCAUGGCCAACACCCAGGGCAGCGUCUACGUGGGUGGUGCCCCCGACCCCCGCAGCCUGACGGGCGGCCGGUUCCCCUCGGGGCUCACGGGCUGCCUGCGGGGCCUGGCGCUGGCGCCCGCCGGGACCCCCCGACACCCCAUCGACCUGCGGCACGGAGCCGUGGGGGGGCUCCCCGCCCCCCCCUGCCCCUCCUAACCCCGCCCCCUUCCCCCCCCCCCAAGCCAUUUUGGGGGGAACUUGGCCAAUUUUAUUAUUUUCCAAAAAAAACCAAGCCAACCAACCAACAAGCCAGGAGGAAACGGUGCUUUGCUGCCCUGGGGUGGCCCUGGGGGGGGGGGGGCCGGGACCCCCAAAAAUGUUUACACACACACCCCCUCCCCCCCCACCAGCCCCCCGAGACUGUGGUGGGGCGGCCGGGCCGCCCGAGGCCCCUGGGGUGGGGGUGUGAGGGAGAAUGGGGGUGCUGGGGGGGACCCCCCCCCCUUGGGGACAGCCAUUAAAGAAGAGAGAACUGCCA